AUGAGCUUCCACCACAGCGCAGAGGACAUCAGGAUCGAGGACAACCAUAUCUUGGUUGCCCAGCUUAUGGCUGAAGAUGGUGAAAUGCGAGAAUCUUUCAUCGACCUGGACAACUUUAUUGGUAACAACAAUGGUUCCUUCGAGUGGGACGGACAAAACUUCUCAAACAGCGCCUCAGAUGUCAGAUUCGAGAUUGAGGGAGGGGCAGAUGUUCCUGUUCUACGUGCUAUGCUGAUCAACAUAGAGGAUGAGCUAGUCGAUGCGGACAUCAAUCUGGCAGAGCGUAUUGUGAAUGAUAAAGGGGACCUUGUGUUUCAGAAGUUGUGA
Molecule: messenger RNA, 327 nt
Organism: Aspergillus tanneri
Lineage: Eukaryota; Fungi; Ascomycota; Eurotiomycetes; Eurotiales; Aspergillaceae
Product: CVNH domain-containing protein
Exons: 3
Coding region: 1-327 (108 amino acids)
Source: RefSeq, a predicted model, not a curated record